Acanthosepion pharaonis is the source of this 3438-nucleotide messenger RNA. The record is from the annotation of a GenBank genome assembly. NCBI's taxonomy places the organism in Eukaryota, Metazoa, Mollusca, Cephalopoda, Sepiida, Sepiidae.
AUGCUUUUUGGCUAUUCCAGCUUGGAACUUAUUGGAAAGAAUGUCAGCCUGCUUAUCCCAGAAUUUUAUUCCAUCAUAUCUUCUAUAAAUAUUCAAGACAAACCACUGACUCCAAUUAGUCCAGUCAAUUCAAGUAUGACUCGAGCAUCCAUUGGAGAAAUGUUUUCACCUGCCAAACUCAAAAAGAAAGGUAAUUUUUUUUUUUUCUUUUUGUUCCUCUCUGCAGACAUUGAAGAUGAAGAUCUUGAAGAGAAAAAACCAAGUGUCGCUUUCCUUCCAUCUAUUCCUGGCAAGAAUUCUUCCCUGACAAAACGUGCUACUGACAUAAUUCCUCCACAGGCUCUUCACUUACAAGAACAAUGUCUAGCCUCAUCUGAUGAUUGCUCUCUACCAAAGUUUGUUCUUGCCUUUUCUUUCUUUUUUUUUUUUUCCUUCUGUUUCCUCUUUUUGUCCUUUCUUUCCAUUUCCUUCAUUGUUCUUAUCUUUUUUUCUUCCUUUUUUCUUUCCUCUUCCUUCUUUUUUACUUUUUGCUACUCAUUCUUCUUGUUUUCUUUUCAAAUCUCUUCCAUUUUUUUCUGUUUGCUUCUCUUCCAUUUUUUUUUUUUUUUGCUUCUCUUCCAUUUUUUUUUUCUUUUUGCUUCUCUUCCAUUUUUUUUUUUUUUUUCUUUCCAUUUUUUUUUUUUUUUGCUUCUUUUUUUUUUUUUUUUUUGCUUCUCUUCCAUUUUUUUUUUCUUUUUGCUUCUCUUCCAUUUUUUUUUUUUUUUUUGCUUCUCUUCCAUUUUUUUUUUUUUUUUUGCUUCUCUUCCAUUUUUUUUUUUUUGCUUCUCUUCCAUUUUUUUUUUCUUUUUGCUUCUCUUCCAUUUUUUUUUUUUUUUGCUUCUCUUCCAUUUUUUUUUCUUUUUGCUUCUCUUCCAUUUUUUUUUUUUUUUUUCUCUUCCAUUUUUUUUUCUUUUUGCUUCUCUUCCAUUUUUUUUUCUUUUUUGCUUCUCUUCCAUUUUUUUUUUUUUUUUACUUCUCUUCCAUUUUUUUUUUUUUGCUUCUCUUCCAUUUUUUUUUUUUGCUUCUCUUCCAUUUUUUUUUUUUUUUGCUUCUCUUCCAUUUUUUUUUUUUUUUUGCUCUCUUCCAUUUUUUUUUUUUUUGCUUCUCUUCCAUUUUUUUUUUUUUUGCUUCUCUUCCAUUUUUUUUUUUUUUUUUGCUUCUCUUCCAUUUUUUUUUUUUUUUUUCUCUUCCAUUGUUUUUUUUUUUUUGCUUCUCUUCCAUUGUUUUUUUUUUGCUUCUCCAUUCCAUUUCUUUUUUUUCUUCCAUUUUUUUUCUUUUCUUCCAUUGUUUUUUUCUUUUUGCUUCUCUUCCAUUGUUUUUUUCUUUUUGCUUCUCUUCCAUCGUUUUUUUCUUUUUGCUUCUCUUCCAUCGUUUUUUUCUUUUUGCUUCUCUUCCAUCGUUUUUUUCUUUUUGCUUCUCUUCCAUCGUUUUUUUCUUUUUGCUUCUCUUCCAUCGUUUUUUUCUUUUUGCUUCUCUUCCAUCGUUUUUUUCUUUUUGCUUCUCUUCCAUCGUUUUUUUCUUUUUGCUUCUCUUCCAUCGUUUUUUUUUUUUUUGAAUAAAAAUCUUUUUUUUUUUUGCUUCUUCAUCGUUUUUUUUUUUGCUUCUCUUCCAUCGUUUUUUUUUUUUUUUUCUCUUCCAUCGUUUUUUUUUUUUCUUCUUCCAUUUUUUUUUUUUUUUGCUUCUCUUCCAUUUUUUUUUCUCUUCUUUUCCAUUUUUUUUUUUUUUCUUUUUUCUUUGCUUCCGUUUUUUUUUUUUUUGUUUCCGUUUUUUUUUUUCUCUUUGCUUCCGUUUUUUUUUUUUUUUCUCUUCCGUUUUUUUUUUUUUUUUUUCUCUUCGCUUCCGUUUUUUUUUUUUUUUCUUUGUUUCCGUUUUUUUUUUUUUCUUUUGCUUCCGUUAUUUUUUUUUUUUUCUUCUCUUCCGUUUUUUUUUUUUUUUUUCUCUUUUUUUUUUUUUUUUUUUCCGCUUCCGUUAUUUUUUCUUUUCACUUCUGUUUUUUUUGUUUUUUUUCAUUCCUCUUCCUUCUUUUUCUUUUUUCUUCUCCCUUUCGUCCUGGACCAAUUCUUCCCCGUUUUCUUUUCCUUUACUCUUCCUUCGUUUUUUUUUUCCUUUACUCUUCCUUCGUUUUUCUUUUCCUUUACUCUUCCUUCGUUUUUCUUUUCCUUUACUCUUCCUUCGUUUUUCUUUUCCUUUACUCUUCCUUCGUUUUUCUUUUCCUUUACUUCAUUAAAAGGAGAUACGGGAACAUUUCAAGAAAAUCUCAGUCCUUUGGAUGAAAAUGUUGAUGGUGAUUUUGCUGGUGUUUGCCAACACAAAGAUGGUUCCCUUAUUGCCAUUAAUUUCAGUGUGAACCCAAUGCAUUUAGAAACUGGUGAGUUAAUGUUCUGCUUGUGGGUCAGUCAGGAUUUAGACAAAAGUAGCAUCAAUAAUUUCACCUUGGAUUUUACCAGCACAUCCAAUGAAGAUUCUGCAAAUAUCACUGACUCACAGGUAUGUUCUUCUGGUAGUUUUGGGGGUGGCAAAACUGCUGAGGGGGUUGAGGAGUCUUACCCCCCCUGCAAAGCAUUUGAUCACAACUAUCAGAAUUUACGUACCAUUGGACAUGGAGCUUUUGGAUUUGUUGUUGAGUCCUUGGAGCAAUCAACUAAAAUGGAGGUGAUUGUCAAAUACAUUCUUCGGUCAAAAGUUCUUUCUGAAAAUUGGCGAGAUGAUCCAAGUCUGGGUCAAAUUCCUCUUGAAGUCAGUCUCUUAUCACAACUUUCACAUCCAAAUAUUGUUCAGCUUGUGUCUGCUGUUGCAUAUUUGCAUCAGUGUGGAAUUGUCCACCGUGACAUCAAAGAUGAAAACAUAAUUGUGAACGAGCAUUUUCACAUUAAACUGAUUGACUUUGGUUCUGCUGCUUACAUGGAACCUGGCAAGAUGUUUGCCACUUUCUGUGGAACUGUUGAAUAUUGCAGCCCUGAAGUGCUUAUGGGAAACUGGUAUGAUGGACCUGAAUUAGAGGUGUGGUCAAUGGGGGUCACUCUUUACACACUGGUCUAUGGAGAAAAUCCAUUUUUCACAGUUGAUGAUAUUUUGGCAUGUAAUUUUAAACCCCCUUUCCAAGUUUCCGAAUACUUAACUGACCUUUUGUGCUGGAUGUUGUUACCUGAUCCUGCCGAUCGAAUGACAGUGAAAGAAUUGGAGACAGAUGCUUGGGUCUUCCAACCAAUUGAUAUGACUCAGUACAGCUGGCAAGAAAUCAUGGCUUUGUCAGACGGUCCAACAGUGCCUGACUAUGAAGUCAUAUAUGAUGAGCCAUCAUCUGAAGAGGCUCUCCAGUUAAGCUGCAUCAACCCAUUGCCUUCCGUCCAUUCACGCUCAAACAGACUCAUGCCUCGGCCUCAUUUCAUGUCAUGCUAA